Diaporthe citri is the source of this 873-nucleotide messenger RNA. RefSeq lists its product as uncharacterized. The record is from RefSeq and is a predicted model, not a curated record. Gene Ontology annotation, biological process: triglyceride catabolic process; phosphatidic acid biosynthetic process. The transcript has a single exon. Lineage: Eukaryota; Fungi; Ascomycota; Sordariomycetes; Diaporthales; Diaporthaceae. The coding region runs from base 1 to 873 and encodes 290 amino acids. Gene Ontology annotation, molecular function: acylglycerone-phosphate reductase (NADP+) activity; triacylglycerol lipase activity. Gene Ontology annotation, cellular component: endoplasmic reticulum; lipid droplet.
AUGACCGGGGGUACCAAGGAGUCUCGCAUUGUCCUCAUCACCGGCUGUUCAGAUGGCGGCAUGGGUGCAGCUCUCGCGGAGGCCCUACACAAAGCCGGCCUUACUGUCUACGCAACAGCACGAGACCCUGCUAAGAUGAAGAGUUUGUCAUCUCUGGAAAUCGUAACUUUGCAGCUCGACGUGGAGUCGGAGACGUCUAUAGCUGCUUGUGUGAAGCAGGUCCCAGAACUCGACAUCCUGAUCAACAACGCAGGCCAGAACUUUCUCAUGCCUGUGGCAGAUAUCAGCAUUGCUGAGGCCAAGAAGAUCUAUGAUAUCAACGUCUGGGCGCACAUAGCAGUCACACAGGCAUUUCUGCCCCUUCUCCUGAAGAGCAAGGGCCCAGGCAUGAUCGUCAAUCAGACAUCGAUCGGCGGCGUAUCGACGAUACCUUUCCGAGCAGUCUAUCACUCGGCCAAGGCUGCAUUCAUCAUGAUCUCGGACACAAUGCGGCUGGAGCUUCAGCCAUUCGGCAUCAAGGUUAUCGACCUUCGUACGGGACUCAUCAAGACCAACCUCAUUGGCAACAUACAACAAACGAAACGGACUGAGCUCCCGAAAGGAUCCAUCUUCGAGCCGGCAAGGGAUCUAGUAGAGAGAGAGCUAACACAAAAGGACCAUGAGGAGGAGGGGACAGACCCGUCGGAAUGGGCCCAGUCCGUUGUGGGAGAGCUGCUAAAGCCCAACCCUUCUCCUGUCAUUUGGAAAGGAGAGAAGGCGUUGCUAUCACGCAUUGCGGCUGUCGCUCCAUUUGGGACAUUUGAUGGCUUUGUCCGGAAAUUGAGUGGAUUUGACAAGGUCGAACAGCGUCUGAGAGAGCAAGAGACAGGUUGA